CCGAGCGGCGCCCAGGGGACUGGAGGGAGGCACUGAGCAUGUGCAGAGUAGCUCGGCGGCCGCUGCCUGUGCCCGAGGCUGGGGCCCGGUGCUGCUACGAAAGGCUCGCUCGGCCUCUGGCCCAGCUCGGCCGGCCAGCGGGGCCGGGGCGCUAGCAAAGCCGCAGUAGCCUCCCCGCGCCCGGAGGAGUGGGCGCAGCGGUGCGCACCACUCGGCGGCCGCAGCGCCCUCGGGGCCCAUGAUGAUGGCGGAGCAGGUGAAAUGCGCCUCGCCGGGGGGCGGCUCCGGCGCGGGCUCCGGGCCGGUGGUGAACGCCGAGCUGGAGGUGAAGAAGCUGCAGGAGCUGGUGCGCAAGCUGGAGAAGCAGAACGAGCAGUUACGGAGUCGCGCGGCCAAUGCGGCCGCCGCCCCGCACCUGCUGCUGCUGCCGACGCCGCCGCCCACAGCGUCGCCGCCCGCCGGGGCCUGCAGCCCGUUGAGUCCGCGGAGCCCCCCGGCCGUGGCGACUGCCGCCACGGCCUCGGGGAGCCUGGGGCUCGGGCUGACGCUGGGCUCCGGGGGCUCCGGCAGCGGCGGCGGCUCCAGCCCCGCGUUCCCCGGGACCUACUGCCUGCCCAGCCCUGCGCCCUCCCUGCUCUGCAGCCUGGCGCAGCCCCCCGAGGCGCCCUUCGUCUACUUCAAGCCGGCCACGGGCUUCUUUGGCGCGGGCGGCGGCGUGCCGGAGCCGGGGGGCGCGGGGACGCCUCCUGGGGAAGGCUCCUCACCUCCCUCGCCGCCCCCCACGCUGCUGGACGAGGUGGAGCCGCUGGACCUGGAGAGCCUGGCUGCCUGGCGGGACGAGGACGACUACACCUGGUUGUACGUUGGCUCUUCCAAGACGUUCACCUCAUCCAAGAAAUCCCUGAGUCCUUUGCAGUGGUGUAGACACGUCCUAGAUAACCCGACUCCUGAGAUGGAAGCAGCAAGGCGUUCCCUGUGCUUUAGACUGGAGCAAGCGAGCCGAUGGCGGAGUCUCUUCUCCUCAACUGCCUCACUGCCCUUUCCUUAUAGUCCUGUUGCAAGACUCAGCCCUUAUAGCAAUGGCAUUAAUACUCCCAGCUUCUCUAAAACCUCCAAUAAAGCAAUACUAACACCUGAGAGAACAGGUUACACUUCCAGAGGCUCCCCUCUCAGUCCCCAGUCAUCCAUUGACAGUGAGCUGAGCACUUCAGAAUUGGAGGAUGACUCCAUCUCCAUGGGCUACAAAUUACAGGACCUCACUGAUGUUCAGAUCAUGGCUCGACUCCAAGAAGAAAGUCUCAGGCAAGAUUAUGCUUCUACUUCGGCCUCUGUGUCCAGACACAGUUCCAGCGUGUCACUGAGUUCAGGAAAAAAAGGGACGUGUAGUGAUCAAGAGUACGACCGCUACAGCCUCGAGGACGAGGAAGAAUUCGAUCAUUUGCCUCCACCUCAGCCUCGUCUUUCAAGAUGUUCACCUUUCCAAAGAGGAAUUCCUCACUCACAGACUUUCUCCAGCAUCCGGGAGUGUAGGAGGAGCCCCAGCUCCCAGUAUUUUCCUUCAAGCAAUUACCAGCAGCAACAGUAUUACUCACCUCAAGCCCAAACUCCAGACCAGCAACCAAACAGGACCAAUGGAGAUAAGCUGCGAAGAAGUAUGCCUAACCUAGCCCGGAUGCCAAGUACAACAGCCAUCAGUAGCAACGUCAGUUCCCCAGUUACUGUGCGAAAUAGUCAGAGUUUUGACUCAAGCUUACACGGAGCUGGAAAUGGAAUUUCAAGAAUACAGUCGUGUAUUCCAUCACCAGGACAAAUUCAGCACAGGGUUCACAGCGUGGGACACUUCCCCGUGUCUGUACGACAACCUCUUAAAGCCACGGCCUAUGUGAGUCCAACUGUUCAAGGCAUCAAUAAUGUGCCAUUGUCCAGCGGCGUACAGCUCUAUUCCAACACAGGCAUCCCCACCCCAAACAAAGCUGCAGCAUCUGGGAUAAUGGGCCGCAGUGCACUUCCAAGACCUUCUUUGGCAAUAAAUGGGAGUAACCUGCCUCGAAGCAAAAUUGCACAACCUGUGAGAAGUUUCCUUCAGCCCCCAAAGCCUCUGUCUUCGCUGAGCACUCUGAGGGAUGGAAACUGGAGGGACGGCUGCUACUAACACAGUGUAACGCUCCUUUGAAGAAUGGGAAAGUCGUGACAAUGAGGGUUGUGUUACCUAGCUGGCUGGGUAACGGUGGAUACUGGAAUCUUCUUUCCCUUUUGCAUUUGGACGUAUUUACUGCAUUGUUUUUCAAGGACCAAGCACCAGAGACUAAUGAUUGCACUUAAUAUCUGCCUGAGAUACUGCAGCGUUCCCAGACCCACAGUUGCAGUAUUGUGACAUUUAGAUCUAGGAAGUUUUUGUAGAACUGCUCUGUACCUGAAUACUUCUUGGGAGAAUUGAGAUGUAUCAAUAAUGCUUUGCCAUGUGAGUUUUUUAAAAUAACAUAUUCAAUUAAUUAUGUGUUUUAAACAUCUUCCCAUUCCAUGUUCUAUAUUUUAAUACAUUGCAUAUUCACAACUAGGUUCUAUAAUGUUUGCUUUGAAAUUUACUUUUUAUAGUUUACAGGAAUUUUUAUUUUUUUGUGCCUAUUUCUUUUUACACCUAUGUGAACCACUCUGGAACAACUUAAAUUUUGUGCCAUAAAAAUAUUUUUGUGGUGAGGUACUAUUUUUUUAGCUCUAGGGAUAUAUUGGCAAAAAUACACCCUGCAAUUUGAAAGACAUGCUUUUACGUUGAAUGAGCACAACAUAAACUCUAAAACAUUACACGGAGAUAGCCAGACAGCAGAGUUCAAUGGUCUUGUGUUUUUCAUUGUUAAUUUAUUAUCGUACAUGGGUUUCAUAUUUAUAAUAGCAUCACAAGCUCAUUGCACUUAGCACCUGCAAUGUUUGCUACUAUCCCACAAUUAAUUUUCGAUACUUUAUUACAAAGGAUGAAACUGUAAUGUUUUAUUAACAAUGCUUCUGGAAAUGAAUGCAUUUUAAAGCAAAUAAAUCUUUUUGAUAGACCUUUUACAAAACCCAUUUGCACUAAUGAAUGCUUUCUUAUGGUAUAUGACUUAAUAUUUGUUACUGUGUACACUGCUGUUUUGGAAUGAUCAAAAAUAAAGACUUUAUUUCAGCAA
Molecule: messenger RNA, 3161 nt
Organism: Ochotona princeps (American pika)
Lineage: Eukaryota; Metazoa; Chordata; Mammalia; Lagomorpha; Ochotonidae
Gene: SLAIN1
Product: SLAIN motif family member 1
Exons: 8
Coding region: 239-2152 (637 amino acids)
Biological process (GO): cytoplasmic microtubule organization; microtubule nucleation; positive regulation of microtubule polymerization
Cellular component (GO): microtubule plus-end
Source: RefSeq, a predicted model, not a curated record